AUGCGGAGUGGCGGCCGGACGGAGGCACGGCACAGCCACGCGGCUGGUUCCGUCGGUCCGUCGUCUUUUUUCCCCGCCACGACACUUCACGCGGACGGCACACGGCCCAAGUUUUUCUCCUAUUUUUUCUCUUUGUCCAAGCCUCUCGAUGAGGUUGUCUGGUCCGCCCCGCAUCGUUUCAUACCCCCAUUUUUGUCAGCGUAUUUCACGCUUCGAAAACCGGUCAAAACGGCUUGAAGGCUCAUGAUCGCCAGUAAAAAAAAUUUGAGGUAUGAGAGCGUUUGCUUCCGAAUUCAGCUCCUACCUGAAAUCGCAUGAAAAUCUGUUUUUGGAUCAAUUAUCUUACUUGCUUCGUGUGAAUAAAAGGUUCAAUUAAACGCUUAAAUAGAUAAACAUUUUCGUCAAAGCACUUUCCAAGCGUUGUUCGUACUUUUGAUAGUCAGAAAAACAGUCAGCGUAGCUCUGUGGUUGAGGUUUUUUUCUAUAGCAAAACUCUUUGGUUCAAUCCCUCUUCAGGUUGAACAAAAAAUUGAUAGAAUCGAAAUUUCAUGAUCGAUAUUUCAAAAAACUCUGCUUCCUUUCUUCUGAAUAAAAGCUAGAAUAAAAAGCUCAACACCGCCUUUUAGGAUGACGUGAACUUCGGCCCUUUUUUUUCUAAAUUCUAAGUCACUAAAAUUGUUUCAUUUAUAGUAUAGAAACUUCUGAAUAUCAACCUAGUUCAAAAGCUUUGAAUUGCCCGACGCGUAAAAAUGGACUUCAGAACCCGAUUUCAGCCGUAACAGGACCGCAACGCUCUGAGCCGCCAAAAAUUCUUCAGCCGCGGAAAUUCAAGUGCACAAGAUCAACGAAAAUCAAAAAAGACCAUUUUUCGAUCUUUUCUCCACCUAAAUGUUUACAAGGCCAGAAAAAAGUGGGCAAGACCAGACUAAAUUCAGAUCAAGCUCGGGAUUUUGCGAAUCAUCGUCCAAGAUGUGGAGUGGGACACAGAAUUGGAAAACUCUUCGGGAGAAAAAGCAAAUUCAAUCUGAGAUAUUGUUGAUAAAGGAUGAAACAGAAAUAAUUGAGGAGAAAUUUCAAGAAAUUCCAAAACUUAUAUUUCACUUCUAACAUGGCGUGAAUCACUUCAGGACGGGCCAGAAAGUUGUAAUUUUUCAAUAGGUACCUUUACCAAAAGAUCGACUUUUUUCAAAAUUCAAUAGUUGAAAAAUGGCUCCAAACUUGGAAAAAAAAGUUCAAAGAAGGGAGCACAAAUCAAGCUCUUUUGAUUGAUCUCCAUCUCACCAGGGAAUAUUCUCAGCUCACAGUGGGAUUUCUGAAUGAAACCAUGUUUUCCAGAUGUAGUUUUUCAUGCUGAUUCCAAUUCCGGUCUUAAAAGCUGUCACACAGGUCUGUGAAAAAAGUUAUAAACCCUCAAAAGUUGUGAUCAAAGGGACAGGAUCUACACACCCUCCCGAUAGGAGACUAUGAGAUUUUCGACUUUUGAGGGUCAAAAACUUUCACAGGCUUGUAUGGCAACUUUAAAGACCGGAUUUGGAAUCAGCAUUAAAAACUACAUCUAGUAAACUUAUUCUCAUUCAGAAGUCCCACUGUGAGCUGAGACCAUUCCCUGGUCAAAAAAGAUUUUUUUCAAAAAAAGUAUAUAUAGAAAUAAAUGAUAUUUAAAUCCAAAUUUAUUUUUUUUGACUGAUUACUACCAAGCAUUGACAAGAUAUCUGCUUUCGAAAAAAUCAAGUAUAAAAAAGUUAUUUAAACUCAAAACUUUUUCUGCAUAAUCCAUGCGCGGUACUGUUCAUCGAUCAACAGGGAAAAAAACCAAGAAGUGCAAGAAAAGCCAGAUAAAAGGACUAAUUAUCGGGUCAAAAGAGCGGGAAUACAAACAUUUGACACAACACACACAACAGAAAAGAGGCACGAGAAGAAAAAAUGGCCGAACAAAGCGGGUCCAGCGGCCCUGGUAAUCGUCGUGUCGUCCAGAGGGGGAAAAAACGACAAAAAGCUUAGACGAAAAGAAGCUAAGUUGUGAAAUUCGAGCUUGCUCACCGACGGUCAGCCACACACAUUUCGACACUAAUCGUUUAUUCUUAUUUGAGAAUCGAGAACCAAUUUAAUAAAACUCAUAACUGCAUAUAAGAACAGUUCUGAUAGGCAGAUAUCAUGCUGGAAGUUUACUUUGACAUUUUUUGAAGUUUUUUUUCUCCCUAUACGCCUGUUUCCGAAAAAGACGUUUCUUAGCUUGCCUCACAAAAUAUUUAAGAAAUCAAAAAUCAAACGAAAUUCUGGAUUCAAACCUAAAACUUCAAAGUGCAUAUCAACAACUACUCAACAAGUUAUCCAGACUAAAAAAUUGGAAAUCCAAAAAAAUUUUUUGAAAGAAAAAAACGUAAAAAUGGCCUUUUUUUCUAAGUGGGAUAAGAGGUACAAAAAAAUCGGCAUUUCUAAAAAAAUAUAGUAUUUCAAAUUUAACAAACUGUGGGUAGAAACACUUUUAAAGCUUCCACAGCCAUUUUUUUGAACAGGGGCUUUUGAAAAAAAUCAGAUAAAAAUCAGAGGCGUCUCUUUCAGGCAUUGAGAGCCCUUUCUUUUGAUUUGAUGUACUUUGAGACAGAAAAAAACUGAAUCAAAAAAAUUUAAAUUUUCGAUUUAUUUUGUGCAUAAAUGUCAAAUUUGAUCACAGGUAGUUUAUUCUUGCCAAAAAAAUUUUGAAAAAGUAGCGGUUUUUUUCCAAAAUUUGUUUGUUUUAGCUUAUUAAUUGAUAGAAGAGAAAAAAAACAACUCCAUCAUCAAAAAAAUUUAUUCAAUGAAAAGGCCACAAAAAUUACCAGUAAAACAACCGGAAAAAUCAAGAAAUACCAAAAAAAGACAAAAAAUCUCAUAAAAAUCUCAUAAAAAAAUCACACCAGCGGAAAAGCUGUUCUGGCUUGAAAUCCACACUUGUAUUUCUUUUAACUAUCUAAUAUUUUAUGCACCUUCUCUCAGAAAGAGAUACAGAUAAAAAGGCCAAGCUGAAAUGGAAAAAGUGCUAAAAACCGAACGAAAACCUCUUCAUGGCUUAAAUGGAGUACUGUAAAUUCAAGUGGGCAACUUUUUCCAAGGUGAGGAAAAUGCCGAGUAAUGAGAAGAAGUCAAAGUUGGCAGCAGGAAAAAAAAAGUUGAUCAAAAAACGGUGCUCAAAAAUACAGAUAGCGAUUUGAGGUGCUAAAAAAAUCUAACCAAGAAAAAGUGAGAAAAAAAAUCGAAAUUUUGAGCAGAAAAAACAAUUCUGUAUUAUUAUUCGUAUUGAAUAAAUGAUGAUGAUGAUGAUGAUUUUAUCGCUUCAGGCUUUUGGAAUGGUUUCCAAUUAUUUAAAGACAUUGCCUGUAGUGUCUUUACAUAACUGAAAUAUUUCGCAACCAUCCUCAAAAUAUGGAAAAAAAAGUUGAGAAAUACUGUCGGGUGAUCUAAACCAAUCAAGGCUUCAAACAAAGUUACUAUACAGACACUGUCAAAUUUUUUUCAAGGAAAAAUCCGAUACAGAAAAAAUGAAAAAGAGUCAAAGUUGGCAAUAUGAAGAAACAAAAUGAUCGAAAAGCGGAGCUCAAAACGACAGGCGGCGGAUUUAGGUGCUGCUGGUGACCGGCGGCCGCGGCCUGGUCCGACGGUCCGACGAGAGACCGUUCGGGGGCCGGAGACGCCGACCGUCGACGCUCAUUUCGGUGUUGACACAACCGACGCCGGCGGCCGGGUAUUUCGGGAUUCCGGCUCCACUAGCAGCAGCAGCAGCAGCAGAACUUCCUCUCCGCCCCCAUUUCGGUCCUAGUGUAUCCGGCCGCGCCGACACAACCUAA
Molecule: messenger RNA, 3824 nt
Organism: Caenorhabditis auriculariae
Lineage: Eukaryota; Metazoa; Nematoda; Chromadorea; Rhabditida; Rhabditidae
Source: the annotation of a GenBank genome assembly